Molecule: messenger RNA, 636 nt
Organism: Lotus japonicus
Lineage: Eukaryota; Viridiplantae; Streptophyta; Magnoliopsida; Fabales; Fabaceae
Exons: 2
Coding region: 1-636 (211 amino acids)
Biological process (GO): DNA repair; telomere maintenance
Molecular function (GO): DNA helicase activity
Source: RefSeq, a predicted model, not a curated record
AUGAAACAAGAAGAUGAAAGCAACAUAGACAAACCAUUUGGCGGUAAAGUUGUAGUUCUUGGUGGUGACUUCAGACAAAUUCUUCCAGUCAUUCCAAAAGGUGGAAGACAAGGCAUUGUAUCUGCUACAGUAAAUUCUUCUAAUCUUUGGAAAUACUGUAAAUUUUUAAAGCUCACUAAAAACAUGAGAUUACGCACAACAGGUUCACCAGAGCUUGCAACAGAAAUUAAUGAAUUUGCUGACUGGAUUCUCAAAAUCGGAGAUGGUGAUUUCGAAUCAAAUGAGCGCGGUGAAUCAGAUAUUGAAAUUCCUGAAGAUCUUUUGAUACAGGAUAGUGAAAAUCCACUUCUUGACCUGGUUGAUUUUGCAUAUCCCAAUUUGGUGCAGAACAUGAAGACUGAGAAGUUUUUUGAAGAACGAUGCAUAUUGUGUCCUACAUUGGAAUGUGUUGAGAAGGUUAAUUAUUUUAUGCUUGAUUUACUACCAGGAAUACCAAAUCACAAAAUUAUAUUGAAGGAAGGUGCUCUGAUAAUGCUAUUGAGAAAUACAAAUCAAGCAGCCGGUUUAUGCAAUGGAACGCGGCUAAUAGUGGUUGAUCUUGGAACAAAUGUUAUAAAGGUCACAAUAAUAACAUGA